AUGAGAGAAACUAAGGCACCGGUGGUUACUAAGCCGGCUAAAGCUUUUUUGGCUCUGAAUCUGAAAGAGGACCCUGAAUUCAAGACGAAAGUCCAGGAGAUGAAGAAGCGACACAAAAAGGGACAACAAACAAGUCCAAGAGGGAUUUAUGUUGGCCAUCUUCCCACUGGGUUGUUUGAGCCUCAGCUCAAAUCCUACAUUGAACAGUUUGGAAAUGUUGUCAGGUUACAACAGGCCAGGAGUAAAACGACAGGUGGAGUUCGACUGAUUGUCACCAAGAUCGUUGCUGAGACGAUGAACAACUACCUGAUGGGUGAGAUACUGAUCAAAUGUAAUCAAGUUCCUACUGAGGUGCAUUUAGGAGUUGUUUGUGGGAUCACAAAGAGCUUUUAAGAAGCUGUGGCUCGCUACAAUGAGACACACACCAGAGGAGGUCAAGGAGAUGAGAGGAUGACUCCUACAUAAAGAGGCCAAGCUCCGUAAAAGGCUGGCAGAGAAGGGAAUCCACUACGACUUCCCAGGGUUUACUUCUCAAGUGCAACAGAAGAAAAAGUUAGAUGACACUGUGAAUGCAUCCACGUGUAAUGAGACGUGACUCCAGUGUGAACGACCUCAGUUCUGGACAGGAGGAGGUCCAUGAAGAUCAACGAUGAGGAUGGCGAAAUCAUCAAGAAUACCCCCGCCCAAAAAACGUCUAAAGGCAAAUGUUAAGAGAAAGGGGGAUACCUAGUCAGACUGUACAACUGAAGGCAUUCAACUGAAUGCCUUCCGCAUUUAACCCCAACCCCUCUGAAUCAGAGAGGUGCGGGGUGCUGCCUUAAUCGACAUCCGUGUCUUUGGCACCUGGGGAACAGUGGGUUAACUGCCUUGCUCUGGCAGAAUGACAGAUUUUUACCUUGUCUGCCUGGGAAUACGAUCGAGCAACCUAAGGAGCAGAGUCUAAGAUUCCUCCUACUGAGGAAGAGGAGACUGAGGAGGAGUCCUUCCUAGAAGGGAGUAAGAAGCCCACAACGUGUGAAGAGCCCUCAGGGGACAAGCGCCAGUCGUAUAGGAAGGAGCAUAGUGAACGAACGUCAACGACUGUUGUUUAAGGGACAAUGACUCAAUUGAAUUGCCUUGCUUGUAAAAAUGUAUCUGCUUUACAAGGUGGUUGGUCCUCUAUAUAAUUGCACAGAGGAGAAUGACUAGAGAGUCAAUGACUGUUUGACAGUGUUAGAGCCUAUGCACCUGUAUAGCACCUCCUAAAGUCCCAUAGCCAAGGCCUAAAAUUAACACCUGCCAAAUGUGGGUAUAUUUUGGUAUUUGCUGGUAAGAUGUUGAUUUCACCAGCUCAGUUGGAGGUGGUCAGGGCUCCACAGUGCAAGCAUUUCACUCGCAUUUGUGAAUAAAAAUAGUAUAAGUAUGAUGACAUUUAUAUAAAAUAAAUGCUGGAGUAGCUGUUUUCAAAUUAUUUCUGCCGUUUUGUUUCAGAGCUGGUAAAUUAAUUCACAAAGUCAAAGAACUAGCUACGAAUCCUGGGUUGCACCGCCGUCUCUCUGUUGUGUUGUUGCCAUUGCUAUCAACGUUCUACAGAUGCUGCAGCAUAUUGAUGUCUGACUGAUGUUUAAUGGAAAGUCUUUCUGAACAGUUUUUUGUAAAAUUUACUCUAUAGUGGCCUGGAAAUACAAUGACAAAAAAACCUUGUCAUCAUUAUGUCAAGUGAAUUAAAAAAAUAUAUAAAUAUA
Molecule: messenger RNA, 1724 nt
Organism: Oncorhynchus masou masou (cherry salmon)
Lineage: Eukaryota; Metazoa; Chordata; Actinopteri; Salmoniformes; Salmonidae
Product: MKI67 FHA domain-interacting nucleolar phosphoprotein-like
Exons: 6
Coding region: 1-393 (130 amino acids)
Biological process (GO): maturation of LSU-rRNA from tricistronic rRNA transcript (SSU-rRNA, 5.8S rRNA, LSU-rRNA)
Cellular component (GO): nucleolus
Molecular function (GO): RNA binding
Source: RefSeq, a predicted model, not a curated record